AUGACCGGCUACAACGCCUAUCCCGAAACCCGUCUGCGCCGCCUGCGCGGUACCGACCCCCUGCGCAACCUGGCUCGGGAGACCCGACUCUCUCCGAAAGAGUUCAUCUACCCCAUGUUCGUUAUGCAUGGCCACGGGGUGCGUGAGCCCAUCGAACCCAUGCCCGGCUGCCACCAGGUGUCGCUGGACGUGAUGUCCGAUGAGGCGGGCGAGGCCGCGGAACUGGGAAUCGGUGGGGUGCUGCUCUUCGGACUGCCCGCCGAGAAGGACCCGCUGGGCACCGAGGGUUACGACCCCGAGGGCAUCGUGCAGGAGGCCGUGCGCACCAUCAAGCGCGACCAUCCCGACAUGCUGGUGUCCACCGACGUCUGCAUGUGCGAGUACACCGACCACGGCCACUGCGGUGUCAUCGACAACGGAAAGAUCGACAACGACCAGACCCUCGAGCUGCUGGCUCGCACCGCGCUGACCCACGUGCAGGCCGGCGCCGACCUGCCCGCUCCCUCUGCCAUGAUGGACGGCCAGGUGUGGGCCAUCCGCCAGGCCCUGAACGCCGAGGGCUACGACGACACGCCGAUUAUGGGCUACGCGGCCAAGUUCGCCUCCGGCUUUUACGGACCCUUCCGAGUCGCCGCCGGUUCGUCUCCCCAGUUCGGCGACCGAAAAUCCUACCAGAUGGACCCGGCCAACUCCCGGAUGGCCAUGCGGGAGAUCGAGAGCGACAUCGCCGAGGGCGCCGACAUUGUGAUGGUCAAACCGGCCAUGGCCUACAUGGACGUCAUACGUGAGGCCCGCGAGCGCUUCAAUCAUCCGUUGGCCGCUUACAACGUCAGCGGCGAGUACUCCAUGGUCAAAGCCGCCGCCCAGCAGGGCUGGAUCGACGAGCGCCCGGUAACCACCGAGCUCCUCACCGGUAUCAAGCGCGCCGGCGCCGACAUCAUCAUCAGCUACUUCGCCAAGGACGUGGCCCGCUGGCUGCAGGAGUAG
Geodia barretti is the source of this 987-nucleotide messenger RNA. Lineage: Eukaryota; Metazoa; Porifera; Demospongiae; Tetractinellida; Geodiidae. The record is from the annotation of a GenBank genome assembly.